Ictalurus furcatus (blue catfish) is the source of this 1418-nucleotide messenger RNA. It is a transcript of the gene cd34, whose product is annotated as CD34 molecule. NCBI's taxonomy places the organism in Eukaryota, Metazoa, Chordata, Actinopteri, Siluriformes, Ictaluridae. The record is from RefSeq and is a predicted model, not a curated record. Bases 201 to 1022 code for a protein of 273 amino acids. Gene Ontology annotation, cellular component: membrane. Gene Ontology annotation, biological process: cell adhesion. The transcript is spliced from 6 exons.
GAGAGAGAGAGAGAGAGAGAGUGGAGGGGAAAGGGGGGCAAUGGUGGGGUGAUAUAAAACCUCCCGAGCACAAACCAUGCUUUAACCUGCCAGUGUGUCCUGCGCAGAACAUAUUCAGUCACAGGAAACCCCUAAGCUCUCCAGCAGCACUCUAACAUACGCUGUCUUCUCUCACACACUGCAGCGUGCUCACAAAGAGGAUGGCCAUGAGGAGAAUGAAUGAAAUGUGCAGAAGGAUGGCUCUAACUUUAGUCUUCUAUGUUCUGCUGUUUCACACUUACCAGGGGCAGACUGAGACUACAGUGGCAAUUCAAACAAAUACAGUCACACAGCCUAUCAGCACGCAGACGUUCCCCAGAGUACCUGAUCCAAGUGAUCCAAGUACCACAAACCCCACAAAUAAACCCACGGAAGGACCAACCACUGAGGUUUCUCAAGGUACUUCUCAAGGUACAACCAAGGAUACACUCCUAAAACUCACAGAACUGCAGACAGACACAUACCCCCUACAUACACAAAUUUCUGAAAUCCUAUCUACUUCUGAGGAAACCACAUCACAACUCAUGGCAAAAAACGGUGACGACCAUCCUAAAAGCAGCGAAAACAACAACAACAACACAGAGAAUAACAGUCCAAAUGAAACGAAUGUAAUAAGUGUGAAGCACCAAUCUCCCAACUACGUGAAUCCAACACCUCACACACAGGGGGGAGAUAGGAGGAGUUUGCCAAUAUUCACGUCCCUAUUGGUGAGCGGGAUAAUCCUUGCUGCUGUCCUGGUCGGAGUAUAUAUAUGGAAGAACCACUGUCGCACAAAUGCCAAUAGCAUGAAACUAGCAGAGGAGUCAUACAUGGCUGAUGAAGAUAACCAGGGCAACACUCUAGUGUCUGUGGCUCCUCUGAACCCACUUGAGAGCCAGGAGAAGCCAAGCCAGAAUGGCGAGUCUCUAGAGGCAGUGAAGACCCAAAAUCCUCCUGCUGCCACCAAUGGUCACUCUACCACCAAAGCUGACACUGAGCUGUGAGAGUCCGUCUCACCUACACAUGCUCUGGGUCAAAGUUCACCAACCCAGACCUACAAACAACACUAGGGAACUGACAAAACAAAUGCACAGGCUCCCUUUUUUCUCUCUCUCUCUUUAUCUCAAUCGAAUUAAUAACUGGCUUCUAAGAUGAUAAUGACCAGGGGGUGGGUUUCCCAAAAUGUUUGUAAUGCUAAAUACUUUGUUAUCUUAUUCAUAAGGAUGCUCUUUAAUUAACAAGCAUUUACCGAAAUGCUUUAUUAACGUAGUGCAUAAACUUGUUUGUAAAUGAAUGAGUAAUCUGACCCAUUAUUUUUUCAAGUACUUUGUUAUUCAGAGCUUGCAUGCAGUUCUACCUCAAAAAAGGCAGAGGCUGCUCAUUCCUAUAUAUAUAUAUAU